UGCAGCGUGCUCUGACAGCAUUAAAUAGUGGUAAUAACAUUCAGGUGGUCCCGCGUUUAUGGGAUGGAAAUCAUAUUUAAAGCCAUAAUGAACGCAUGAAGUUGCCAGUCGUGCAUUAUGAAAGCAGCUCUCGGUGCAGCUGUGUGGUCUGGCACCAUGCUGGAAGGCUACAGCCCGAUGACCCAGGCCCUGCUGGGGACUCUGUUCACCUGGGGUCUGACUGCUGCCGGAGCAGCUCUGGUGUUUGUUUUCUCCAGCCGACAGAAGCGCAUCUUGGAUGGAAGUUUAGGCUUUGCAGCAGGGGUAAUGUUGGCUGCCUCCUAUUGGUCAUUGUUGGCACCUGCGAUUGACAUGGCAGAGGACUCUGGGAAAUAUGGUUCCUUUGCUUUCGUGCCAGUUGCUGUGGGAUUCACACUUGGAGCGGCAUUUGUUUACUUUGCUGACCUUGCGAUGCCCCUGCUGGGUGUAGGUUCUGACCCCCAUAUAGCCUUGGCUCUCCCUCCAGAGUCCAAGCUGGCCAAAGAGAAAGCAGGGGAGCCCUCAUUCCCACUCUCAGAUGAGGAGAUGACCAUCAGGAUAGGUAGAGCUGGACCUCUCUCAGAUAAAAUAGAGAAUGGAGACGUGUACCAGAGGAGGAGAGGACCUCAUUCGGGCAGCUCAGACGGACAGGAAACAGGAAGUAAACAACAGGAAGAGGUUUCACAUACAGGAAGCAGCUGGCGACGAAUUGUCCUCCUGAUCCUCGCCAUCACCAUCCACAACAUCCCAGAGGGUCUGGCUGUCGGCGUUGGAUUUGGAGCCAUUGGGAAGACUUCAUCUGCUACAUUUGAAAGUGCCAGAAAUUUGGCCAUCGGUAUUGGCAUUCAGAAUUUCCCAGAAGGCUUGGCGGUGAGCCUGCCGCUCCGGGGUUCUGGGGUCUCAGCAUGGAAAGCCUUUUGGUAUGGCCAGCUCAGCGGGAUGGUCGAGCCUGUUGCUGGGCUGCUGGGUGCCUUCGCCGUCGUCUUGGCAGAACCUCUGUUGCCGUACGCGCUGGCGUUUGCUGCCGGGGCGAUGGUUUAUGUGGUGGUGGAUGACAUCAUCCCUGAAGCUCAAAUCAGUGGAAACGGGAAGCUGGCGUCCUGGACCUCCAUCCUGGGCUUCGUAGUGAUGAUGUCACUAGACGUGGGGCUGGGCUGAGGUUGCUGUAAGAACUGGCGCCAUGUCAGCAGAACCGAGGGACACGAUGUCAUCACAGUGCUGCUGAGCUCAGUUUUUAAAAAGGGGACCAAAUGAAGUGUUUUAUUCUGAAACACUAUUUAUUUGUUAAGUCUGAAUUGUUGCUACUUGAAAUUCCGAAAUGACAGAAACACAGAACUAUUUUGUUAAACAAAUUAUGAGGAUGACUGGACUUGAAUAGUUUUCUUUUAUUUACAGGCUGGCAGUUAUUUUGUUUGAGCAGCUGUAACUUUCUACAAAUGACAUCUUUUUUCAGAAUGAUGCAAUGAAUAUUUAUGAAUAUUCUCCUGACUCCAGAGCAUUUGAAUGUUUUGCUAAGAAGAUACAGUUUUUUGAGUUCUUGUUUUACCUAAAACUAAUUUUAAAACAAACAUUGCCAGGAAUGACAUCUAAAAGAAUGUCUUUUCUUUGUUUGUUUGUUUACUUCUUCCAGUUUUUGUAUUUCCUCAUGAUUACAAUACUUGAAGUCGGGUGUUUGAUUUGGACCUCCAACGAAUGCUUCCGUAGUGCUUAAUCGUAUUCCGAUCAUUGUUGCACUACAGAAAGGUACGAUGUGAUUUUGAUGUACUGAAACAUGAAAUUCCAAAUGUGAUCUGACACAAUUAUGACUUUUUUCCUCAGUUGUCGUUCUGUAACAAACUCAAAACAAAUGAUACAGUCUCCUUUUUAAUCAAAUGCAGUGCCUUUAUUCAUUUAGGGCACAGUCUGCUGUCUUACACAGGUCAGUCUGAAGAAUCAUGUUGUGGGCCAUGUCUAAUUAUUUAAAUGCUGAUUAAGUUAACCCUUAAUAAUGUAAUGUAUUUAUAUAAUUAAACAACCAAGUGAUUAUCAGUUUUCUUCAACUUUUCUGAGUCAAGCCGGAUGUUUUGUCCUACUGUCUGUUUAUCCUCUGGACAUGCAUAAUGCUGUGACAUGACAUUUAUUUCCAAAGUGGUGACUCAACUACAGGUUAAGCAGACAGUUCCAACAAAACCUAAAAUAAGCCCCUGAGAUUUUUCAUUCCUUCUUGUAUGCAGCUCUGGGCCAGUUUGUAUGAAGCUGUUUUUAGAAAUGGUCUUGAUUUCUUGCUAAAAGUAGGACUCAGACGUCUUGCAAAUUUAAACCACGUAUAUCUUUUGACAAACUCUUAGUCUGACAUAGGUGCUGAGUCCUGUGACAUCCCUAAUUGCUGAUAUAUCCCCACCCAAACACAUUCCUCGAGCACUGAAUCAACCAAUAGCAGGCUGCUCAAAGGCUGCAAGCAAACAAUGCCAUUUUAAAGACUCCUCAAAAAAGAAACAUUUGCCUGCUUCAAGAUAUUGAAACAUAAGACAGUAAAGUUUACAUAAGACAUCCCUCCGUUGUUAUGUAUGACAGUAUACAUGUAAAAUAUAUAACAUGUUAAAUUGUGUAAAGACGGAUGUAUUAAACCAUCAUUUACUCCUCAGUGCAGGUUCUACCAUUUCGGUCCAGACUGAAGGAGCUGAAAUGGGGACUUUGUAGAUUUUGAAAGCACCCAGAGUCAAAAUUCUGCCAAACGACGCAAAACAAAUAAUUUCUGGGAUUUUAGGGCUGUCCUAUCAACUGUGGAUUGUACUUCCACAUUUUUGUACGCAUGCGUGGACGGACACGAAGAGUAAAGCUGUAUCAAGCACUACUCAAAGACCGAAGAACACCAAGCGGUCCCGACCGUCGUGGACUUUGCUCCACAGCCACCUGACCUCAACGCCAUUGAACAUUUUUAAAAGGGGCACUCGAAGACUGAAAAAGUCAAACAUUCUGUGUGAGAAAAAGAAGCUUUGUGAAAAACUGUCAAACCAUGCUGGAAUACCAUGCAUCAUCAGGUCCUGCACACACUUGCGGAGUCCAUGCCAGCCCAAGUGCAUGCCGUCAUUUAAGCACAAGGGGGACGUACUGUCGUAAAAUUCAUGGACACUUUUCAAAGACUCACUGUUCCAUUUAAACUAUUAAGCUUGUAUUAUCUGUAAUAAAAA
Acanthopagrus latus (yellowfin seabream) is the source of this 3188-nucleotide messenger RNA. Its product is annotated as zinc transporter ZIP11-like. Gene Ontology annotation, cellular component: membrane. The coding region runs from base 118 to 1176 and encodes 352 amino acids. The transcript has 10 exons. The record is from RefSeq and is a predicted model, not a curated record. NCBI's taxonomy places the organism in Eukaryota, Metazoa, Chordata, Actinopteri, Spariformes, Sparidae. Gene Ontology annotation, biological process: zinc ion transmembrane transport. Gene Ontology annotation, molecular function: zinc ion transmembrane transporter activity.